UUCUACAAAUCCUUUCUGCAGGCCGUUUCCCAAAUCAUUCUGUUUCAAUUUCUCCUGUUCUCUCUCUGCUUUUGCCAAACAAACCCCAGAUUCGUAGAUUCUCUCUAUUCUUUCGUUAACACUUUCGAGUUUAGUAAUCAAUGGCUUUGCCGAACCAACAGACCGUUGAUUAUCCGAGCUUCAAGCUCGUCAUCGUCGGCGAUGGAGGCACUGGAAAGACCACAUUCGUGAAGAGGCACCUGACUGGAGAGUUUGAAAAGAAAUACGAGCCAACUAUUGGUGUGGAGGUUCACCCCUUGGACUUCUUCACUAACUGUGGAAAAAUCCGUUUUUACUGUUGGGAUACUGCUGGGCAGGAGAAGUUCGGUGGUCUCAGAGAUGGUUACUACAUCCAUGGGCAAUGUGCCAUAAUUAUGUUUGAUGUUACUGCCCGCUUGACAUACAAGAAUGUUCCUACAUGGCACCGCGAUCUUUGCAGGGUAUGUGAGAAUAUUCCUAUUGUUCUGUGCGGUAACAAGGUUGAUGUGAAGAAUAGGCAGGUCAAGGCAAAGCAGGUCACAUUCCACAGGAAGAAGAAUCUGCAAUAUUAUGAAAUUUCUGCCAAGAGCAACUACAAUUUCGAGAAGCCUUUCUUGUACCUUGCCAGGAAGCUUGCAGGUGAUCCUAAUCUUCACUUUGUGGAGUCUCCUGCUCUUGCUCCUCCAGAAGUACACAUCGACUUGGCUGCACAGCAACAGCAUGAAGCUGAGCUUGUAGCCGCAGCCAGCCAGCCCCUUCCCGAUGAUGAUGAUGAUGCAUUUGAGUAGAAGGCUUUCACUGCCCUAGGGCCUUUCAACAUUUUCUGCUGCUUUUUCAUCUUCCCUUUGUUUCAAUUUGAUGUCAUCUUCUUAAAUUUUCAAAUCAUAUGGCGGAGUUUGGUUAUCAGAAGUGGGGGGGAUCAAUGUAGUUAGAUUUAUCGCAUAUAUUUGUUAUGGGGUAUUUGAUGGUGUUUUGUCGUUGUUGGUGCCAUGUUGGUGUUUUGGGUUUUGCUUCGAUUAAACCCUUUGUGCGCCAAUUCUAUUUGUUUUGAAUUUGAACCAGUUAGUGAGAAGAAUAUUCGAAUUC
This is a messenger RNA of Durio zibethinus, 1104 nucleotides long. RefSeq names its product GTP-binding nuclear protein Ran-3-like. Gene Ontology annotation, molecular function: GTPase activity; GTP binding. NCBI's taxonomy places the organism in Eukaryota, Viridiplantae, Streptophyta, Magnoliopsida, Malvales, Malvaceae. Gene Ontology annotation, biological process: ribosomal subunit export from nucleus; protein import into nucleus. Gene Ontology annotation, cellular component: nucleus; cytoplasm. The record is from RefSeq and is a predicted model, not a curated record.